Molecule: messenger RNA, 447 nt
Organism: Naegleria gruberi
Lineage: Eukaryota; Heterolobosea; Eutetramitea; Acrasida; Naegleriidae
Exons: 1
Coding region: 1-447 (148 amino acids)
Source: RefSeq, a predicted model, not a curated record
AUGAAAUUUGUGUGUGAAACAAAACAAGUUGACAGCAGUGAUAGAAAGCUCAUUGGUGAAUUAUUGAAAUCAGAUAUUGAAAUGAGAAAGCUUGUUAUUUAUCAUACUUCAGUUGGAUUAAUGAAUCAAAUUAAGGAACAAUUUGCCAGUUUUAGUAAUUUUAUUGAAAAUUGUAAAGAUGAAGAAAGAAUUCAAAUUCAAAAUGAAAUUGACACAAUGUCAACAAGUUCAAUUUCAAUGCUAGCAAUGAUCUUGAGAAAUGAGCAAAAUAUUGGUUUCGUUUGGUAUAAACCAAAAUCAGAUUUCAAUACUUUAGAACAAAGAUCAAGAAAUGCUGAUAAGAAAAUUGUAAUUGAUACUUGCAUUUAUCCUUGUUUAAUGUUGAAGGGAUCAAGAAGUGUUUUUGAACAAGCAGUUGUUACAACAAAAUUAACAAAACACAAAUAA